UCAUCGAUGGAGAACGAGGCGACCGACAUCAACAAACUUUGCGCUUCGGUCCCGGAUGACUUGGCGAAAAUCAUUCGGGAAUAUCCUGAGAUUUUCCCGGACGACUUGCCAAGUGGACUGCCACCCAAACGACCCCAGGACCACAAGAUCGAGUUGGAGCCCGGCGCGCAGCCUACUGUACGCACGCAAUGGCGCCUGACUCAGCCGGAGCUACAGGAAUUACGGAACCAGCUGGACUACCUGCUGGCGAAAGGGUUUAUUCGGCCAAGCACGUCACCGUUCGCAGUACCGAUCCUGUUCACCCCAAAGAAGGACGGAGGACUUCGCAUGUGUACGGACUAUCGUGCCCUUAAUCGGGUAACAAUAAAAUCGCGCUACCCAAUCCCAUGUACAAACGAACUAAUCGACAACCUUCGCGGAGCUCGCUAUUUUUCGAAGAUCGACCUUAGCGGUGGUUACCAUCAAAUUUGGGUGUUCGCUGACGAUUGCCACAAGACCGCGUUUCGAACUCGCUACGGGAGUUACGAAUACACGGUGAUGCUGUUUGGAUUAACGAACGCCCCCUCGACGUUCCAACUCACCAUGAACGGGGUGUUCCACGAUCUACUCGACAAAUGCGUGAUAAUUUACCUGGACGACAUCCUGAUCUACAACAAGACCCCCGAGCAACAUUUAAAAGAUUUGGAAGCGAAGGGGACUUUUUACGAGUGGGGGGAGAAGCAGCAAGCUGCGUUUGAGGCAUUAAAAAAUCUUUUAAUGUCACCACCGGUACUUCGCAUCGCUGACCCGGAACGGCCCUUCGAAGUAAUCACCGACGCAAGUGACAUCGUCAUCGGAGAAGUGCUCAUGCAGGAUUUCGGCAAUGGGCUUCAACCAAUUGCGUACGAGUCUCGGAAAAUGCAAUCUGCUGAGCGCAACUACCCGGUACACGACACGGAGAUGCUGGCGAUCGUCCAUGCGUUCAAAAUAUGGAGGUGCUACCUGACUGGAGCAGACGUGACGGUACGAACCGAUCACAAAUCACUACAGUACCUGAGAGCGCAACCGAAUCUCAACCCGCGGCAGAUACGCUGGCUGGACUAUCUGGAGUCCAAUUUUACGUACAACAUCACGUAUAAAAAAGGCGCCAACAAUAUUGCCGACGCCCUUUCCAGACCAUCUGCCCAACUCGCAGCAGUACUAGUCGGCCAGAGCAACCCGCUACUGAGCAUCUAUUACUUACGAAGCGGAACAUAUCGAAUUUGGGUCCCAAGUUAUCGUCUACUUCGCGAAUUACUAAUUCAAGAAGUCCACGAUUCAAAUUUAUCGGGACAUUUCGGGGUUGAUAAAACUCUGAAGGCGUUGCAGCGGUUUUAUUACUGGCCAGAUAUGGUGACAGAUGUGCAGCGUUACGUGGCCGCGUGUCCGAUCUGCCAGCGAAUGAAGUCAUCCCACCAGCGACCUACAGGACUGUUGCAACCCCUCGAGCCACCUCAACGCCCAUGGCAAUACGUAACGAUGGAUUUCGUUACGGGACUUCCGGCCGGACCCAGCGGAAACGACGCAGUCUUGGUUGUCGUCGACCGAUUGACGAAAAUGGCGCAUUUCGCACCAUGUAGUACAACCAUUACAGCCGAAGAAACCGCGCGCCUGUUCAUCUCGACCGUUGUUCGCUUACACGGGAUACCAGCAGCAAUCAUUAGCGAUCGAGACCCGAAGUUCACGUCAAAAUUCUGGCAGGACACGUGGGCUUGGUACGGCACGCGUCUACAGUUCUCAUCCGCAUAUCAUCCCCAAACGGACGGCCAUACUGAAAAGACGAAUCAAAUGAUGGAGCAGCUGAUUCGGACAAACUGCCCCGACCGAACAAAAUGGGAGGACGUGCUACCUAUGUUGGAAUUUUCCUACAACAACGCGCCCUUGGCUACGACUAAUCACUCCCUGUUUUAUCUCAAUUACGGGAUGGACCCUACAGUGCCAAUCUCCACCAACGUUGAGAGUCAAGUACCACGAUCGCAGCAGUUCGUCGAAGAAUUACAGACUGCCAGAGACAAGGCUGCCGAACUUAUUCGCAAGGGGAAUGCAACUGCCCGACGGUAUGCGGAUUUACAUCGACGGGAUAUUACAAUGGCAGCAGGGCAACUAGUCCUGUUGGACACCAAGAAUUUACGAUUGCCACUACCGACAAAACUACGACCACAUUUCUGUGGCCCAUUCAAGAUCAUGAAGAUGUGAGUGAGCAUUUCGUUAUUCAUU
This is a messenger RNA of Closterium sp. NIES-67, 2235 nucleotides long. The record is from the annotation of a GenBank genome assembly. Lineage: Eukaryota; Viridiplantae; Streptophyta; Zygnematophyceae; Desmidiales; Closteriaceae.